AUGCCGAGGUAUUAUCAUUCACAUUAUCAUAGAAGUGCUUAUAUUCAAGCUCGACCAUUUGAUGAAUUUUUGAUUGGACAACCUAUUGAUCAUGUAGUUUCUUCAGGUGGUAUCAGUGAUAUUCAGAUUGCUGCACGACAAGAUCCUUCUUCAGCGCAGAAUUAUGUUCCUUCUGGAUCAUUUGCUCAGAACGCAUUAUCAACUGCACUUUUACGUCCUGGUCCUUCUAUCGAUAUAUUUAAAUAG
This is a messenger RNA of Adineta steineri, 246 nucleotides long. The record is from the annotation of a GenBank genome assembly. NCBI's taxonomy places the organism in Eukaryota, Metazoa, Rotifera, Eurotatoria, Adinetida, Adinetidae.